AUGAAUAAUGUUUCUUCAUUACGUAUUGGUUUUAUUUCUAAUGCAACAUUUAUCGCAAGAUUUAUUGAUCAAACAUUAUCGAACAUAAGUUGUAUGCAAUGUACAUGUACUGCUUUAAUCAAUUCAGCCAUUGCAUGGAAUUGUAUCACAAUUAAUAAUACAUGUCAAUUAAUCAAAAACUAUUCUUUAACUGAUAUAGGAAUAAUGACAAAUAAUUAUGGAAUUUUUUUCUUUCAACAAUUUCCAUUUCAACUAACAACUAAUCAAACAAACGAAGAGACCACGAACUCAAUUGACAUAAUCGCGAUCACUGAAACAAUCCCAUUUUCAACAACAAUUGAGACACUUAGUCGUCUGACACAUCCAAAUGAUGCUAUUUUUGGAAUUUGUGAUACAAUUGUUGGCGGAGACAGUACACCAAGUGAUAUAUCUGGUAGCAACCAGUGCAAUUUCUAUCCGGGUGAAAUGCCCGCAAAUGCGAUUGAUAAUGAUGAAUUAACAAAAUAUACUAAUUUUGGAAAUGGUACAAUUUCUACAUCGAGUGAAACACAAGGAUGCUAUACAGGAUUCUAUGUGACACUAUCAAAUAGUCGGUCUGUACUUAAAGGAGUUCAAUUUCGAACAGGAAAUGAUAAUCCAAAUAGAGAUCCAAUAACAAUCACGAUAGAAGGAACUAAUUCAACUUUAUUAACCAUAGGAAAUAGUUGGAUUUUGAUUUAUUCCGGAUCUAGUGGUCUUGAUAAUGAUCCAGGACGAUAUGAAUUAGGUGUACAACAAACAUUUAAUAAUACAAUUGCUUAUACAAGUUAUCGAUUAUUAGUAACAACUAAAAGAGCAGCAGGAGUAGCUGUUCAAUAUUCUGAAGCUUUUUUAUUUGGAUAG
This is a messenger RNA of Adineta steineri, 882 nucleotides long. NCBI's taxonomy places the organism in Eukaryota, Metazoa, Rotifera, Eurotatoria, Adinetida, Adinetidae. The record is from the annotation of a GenBank genome assembly.